AUGUCCAGCAUUUCUCGCUCCUGUGCCGAAUAUGUUCUUCGUGAUCUUCCGUGUGAUGUCCCUGAAAGCGACGUCUCGACAGAGCUCGAGGGGAUCAAAUGCCGGCAUUUAUUCCAUGAAGAUGUUGGUGCUUCAUAUCAGGUGAUCUUGCCUAUUGUUAUCGACGACAUAGUGGAUUGCGGAGCUGCAAUGUCAGGCGUUGCUGGGUUUGGUAUGGCCUCUGAGCUCGCUGCAACCCUAGCGUCUCAGGCACUUCAGGAAAACGGACUCCCUCCUGGGCUUUUGCCACUUCAAGAGGUUGUGCAGAGCACGGACACGAGGACUGGGCCCUUUCAAGUGAAACUUAGUCACAGCGUGGAAAGAAAUAUUCACGGAAACCUUGUCCGCUAUUCUUCUGAAGUUCGAGGAACCAUCUGUCGCGGAAAAAUCACAAACCUCAAGGGAGUUCACGUGAGAAGUAUCAGAAGGAAUUCCUCGCUCCGCAUUUUAACUAGUGCCUCAGAAACGCUGCUGUUGGUUGCAAUACCCUAG
Closterium sp. Yama58-4 is the source of this 531-nucleotide messenger RNA. The record is from the annotation of a GenBank genome assembly. Lineage: Eukaryota; Viridiplantae; Streptophyta; Zygnematophyceae; Desmidiales; Closteriaceae.